Molecule: messenger RNA, 797 nt
Organism: Osmerus eperlanus (European smelt)
Lineage: Eukaryota; Metazoa; Chordata; Actinopteri; Osmeriformes; Osmeridae
Product: C-X-C motif chemokine 11-like
Exons: 4
Coding region: 39-407 (122 amino acids)
Biological process (GO): immune response
Cellular component (GO): extracellular region
Molecular function (GO): chemokine activity
Source: RefSeq, a predicted model, not a curated record
GACCUGCUCACAUCUUCAGUGCCUUGCUUUGUAUCACAAUGAGAGCAUCCACUCUGCUCUUCCUCUGGAUUGCGGUCUGCGGACUUGUACAAGCACAGUCCUCCGGGUCAAUUGGCGGUGGCUCAGAGAAAUGCCUCUGUAAAGGGAAACUGCGCAACGCUGUUGGACACAAACAAAUCAAGUCUGGUCCAGUUGUGCACCCCAAGAAUAUCUUCUGCAUGAAGAUAGAAAUCAUAAUCACACUGAAGACCGGGAAGCAGAAAUGUCUCGAUCCAAACGGCAUGCAAGGAAGGAAUAUCAUCAACAGGAUCAAUCAUAGAAACCAAGGACAGACAAACAAACAAAGACGACCCAAGACCAACAAGAGAAGGCAACAGAAAAAAAGGAAGGGUAACAGUCCUGUCUGAGUGGCUCUGAGAGGAGUUGGAUGGGGAAGACUGGCCGAUACAGGCUAACACCGACUGCUAAUUCAUUAGUUCUUUGUGUCGUUACUUGGUGUGUCUGUUAUAUCUCAGGUGUUUUUUGUAAAAAGUGCACAAAGGUCUUUUUGAUCAUUUUGAAUGGUUGUGCAACCAUGGGAGCUUUACUAUUUACGCAUAGCCUGCCAGUAUGUUAUUUCAUGUUUAAGAUGUCUUUUGUAUGAUCAUUUAAAACACUGUUUUGAGAAGAAGACAUGACUUAUCAAGUUAACUUUGAAUCCUGUUUCUAACAAUGGACUGUGGCAUGUGGCAGUUGGCUGUCAUACUAUGUGUUAACGAUGUAUCACACAUGUUUGUACUAAAUAAAGUCAUUUAUCC